Molecule: messenger RNA, 2498 nt
Organism: Erigeron canadensis
Lineage: Eukaryota; Viridiplantae; Streptophyta; Magnoliopsida; Asterales; Asteraceae
Product: cyclic nucleotide-gated ion channel 1-like
Exons: 8
Coding region: 423-2300 (625 amino acids)
Biological process (GO): transmembrane transport; potassium ion transport
Cellular component (GO): membrane
Molecular function (GO): voltage-gated potassium channel activity; protein binding
Source: RefSeq, a predicted model, not a curated record
AGAUUUCUCUUAAAGAUUAAAUCUGGUAACUUCGAGAGAUAAACAUAUCCAACUAGUAGUGACAAACAAAAUUACAUUAGUGAGCCCUGCAACAGAAAUCUAUAUCAUUGUAUGUCGCCUGGUGUAUCUGAUGGAUAUCAUAGUCUCACACAUAAUAAUGUUAAUGGUAGCAGAAAUAUACUUCUCAAGUUACUAUAAGAGUGGAUCGAAUUCCUUUCACUAUUCUAAUAUGUUGCUUCCGUUUUCUUUUCCUUAAAGUGUAUAUUAUUCUAACUUCAUUGUGGUUCCUACAUCUCGUAAAGUUGAUUCAGUAUUCGGAGACUUAUCUGCAGUAGUUAAAGAGGACACGAGAAAUAAGUUUACACUUUACAGGCUCAAGUAUUGUUAUUGACGAUCGAGAGGAGAGUUUUGGUAACCUUUCAAUGAAGUUUUUUGAUCCAGAUAGUGAAUUUAUUCUGCAUUGGAACAAAACAUUUUUAUUAUGCUCUGUUUUUGCACUAUCCUUGGAUCCUUUGUUUUUCUAUAUACCUGUAAUUGAUGGUACCCAAAAGUGCCUAGAUGUAGACCGUAGAUUGGAGAUCACUGUGUGUGUCCUUCGUUCAUUCGCAGACAUAUUAUAUGUUAUUCAUAUCAUUAUCCAGUUCAGAACUGCGCAUGUUCCUCGUUAUAAUCAUUUACUUGGAAAAAGAGAAUUUAUAGAUGAACCUUAUUAUGUGGCAAGACGUUACCUAACAUCUUACUUCAUCAUUGAUGUUUUAGCAGCUCUUCCCCUUCCACAGUUUGCAGUUUUGGUAAUCAUCCCAAACUUACAUGGGCCAGCCUCGUUACUGACAAAAAAACUUUUAAAGUUCAUUAUCUUGUCUCAAAACAUCCCUCGAGUUGCUCGGACCGCCUUGUUCUAUCAUAAGGUAACCAAAGUUACUGGUUUCCUGACCGAAAAAGCAUGGGCUGGAGCUGGUUUUAACUUUUUUCUCUAUGUGCUAGCUAGCCAUGUAGUUGGAGCCCUCUGGUACUUGUUUGCAAUAGAAAGCGAACUUAGAUGCUGGAAUAUCGCAUGUCAAAGUCAUAACUGUCACACCAAGUAUUUAUUUUGUGAGGAAGGCCGUGUGGGAGAUUAUGGAUUCCUGAACACUUCUUGCCCUCUUCUCGAACGAAAUGAAAUUAAAGAUUCAACAAAGUUUGAUUUUGGGAUAUACCUUGAUGCUCUUCAAACUCGAGUGUUAGAAACCAGGGACUUCCGCCAAAAAGUUUUGUAUUGUUCUUGGUGGGGUUUGCAGAGUCUAAGUUCUGUUGGUCAAGGCCUAAAAGCAAGCACUUUCUAUGGGGAGAUUCUAUUUGCCGACUUUAUUGCGAUUAUUGGGCUGGUUCUAUUUGCUUUGCUUAUAGGCAACAUGCAGAGAUAUUUGCAGUCUUUCUCAAACUUGACUCUUAGAGUGGAGGAGAUGAAAGAAAAAAGGCAAGAAGCCGAGGAGCUCAUGUCACAUUUUUCCCUCUCUGAGGAGUUAAGGCAGCGAGUUAGGAGACACAAGCAAUACAAAUGGAAAAUCACUAGGGGAGUUGAGUUAGAGUCCUUUGUCAGAGACCUUCCUCGGGACUUGAGGAGGGAUAUAAAACGUCAUCUGUGCUUAUUAUCACUAAGAAGAGUACCGCUGUUUAACCAUAUGGAUGAACAUUUAUUGGAUGCUAUGUGUGAGCGUUUAAAUCCAGUUCAUUACACAGAGCAUAGCUACUUAGCCAGAGAGGGUGAUCCGGUGCCUGAAAUGCUCUUCAUCACUCGUGGUGAGGUAGUAAGUAUAACAACUGAUGGUGGAAGAAUGGGCUUUUUCAACUCUAUUAACCUCAAAGCCGGUGACUUUUGUGGGGAGGAGCUUCUCACAUGGGCAUUAGAUCCUACAACUAAGCGAAUUCCUUUCUCUACUAGAACUGUGAAAACAAUUACAAAAGUUGAAGCUUUUGCUCUCGUGGCUGAUGAUCUCAUGUUUGUGGCAUCCCAAUUUAGACGUCUUCAUAGCAGGAUUAUCCAGCAUACUUUUAGGUUCUACUCACAGCAGUGGAGGACAUGGGCAGCUUGCUACAUACAGGCUGCUUGGCGUGGACACUGUAAAAGAAAGCUGACUAUGAUGUUGGAGGCACGAGAAUGUAGACUGCAGGAUGCCUUGGCCAGCAGCAAAGAGACUUCCACCCUCAGCGUCGGUGCCUCCAUCUAUGUGUCAAGAUUUUCCUCCAAUGCAUUACGUAUCUUAAGACGGAAUCAUAUGUCAACACCUAAGUUGGAGUUGCUUCUUCCGAAGCCAGCUUAGCCUGAUUUUGAUUACGAUGCGACAAUUGUUACAGUUAGGACAAAUAUGUAAGAAGCUGGUAGGUUCAAGCGUCAAAAUUUGAAGAGUAUCAGCUUGGAAGUCCCUUGGUAGAAGAUGCUAGUAUUAAAUUAGGAGGGGCAAAUGUGUAGAUAUGCCUUACAUAUAUAAAGAAUACAUAGAUUACCAUUUACCACAUAC